AAUCGGCGAAAGGAAGGUAAAAGAGAACCAAAUUCCAAUUCUGUCUAUACAGAUUCUACAUGGACGAGAAGAUGCUCAGAAGAAUGAUUGCAUCCAUUGUGCUAUUCAGCAUUCCUCUAUCUUCGACGACAAUCCAUGUCGGUGCUGCAGAUGUUGCGGUGCAACCGACAAAUCGUCAAAUUGUAAAUCUCGAAGUCAGGACAUACGUGUUCGUCCAUGGAUGUGGUGAAGCAUCUUGGGUGUGGUUCAGAGUGGCUGCCAUGCUUCAAGAAGUAGGCUUCACGACAGUUGCCAUCGACAUGGUGUCCCAUGGAAUCGACAAGACUAGUCCGGACGAAGUGCUGAGCAUGUCCCAAUAUGCAAAGCCGCUGACAAGCCACUUGGCAAAUGUGACAGGAAAGGUUAUACUGGUGAGUCACGGCCUGGGAGGCGGCCCUGCUUCUUACGCAAUGGAAACUUUUCCCGAGAAGAUCUCAAAGGCUGUAUUCCUGUCUGGGGUUAUGCCUUUGACCGGUGAAAUGGUCCUCGACGCGCUCAAACCAACCUUUCCUGCUCUGAUGAACACCUGCUUUCUUCUCAACUACAAUGGUGUGAAUAAGACGUACCCCUCCUCAAUAGUAGUCAACAGAACAGGUGCUCCGAAUUGCUACUUCAAUAGGAGUCCUCCUCUGGAUGUUGCUCUGGCGACGAAUUUGAUGGAGGAUACACCUUGGGCUGUUUUUUACGAUAGCAUAAAACUCACAAAGGCCAACUAUGGGUCCAUAGAUCGAUACUAUAUCCGCCAGGGACUGGACAGGAUCAUUCCUUACGACAUUCAACAACAGAUCAUCGCCCAUAACCCUCCAAAACAAGUUUUUCUUCUCAAGAACGGCGAUCAUUGUGGGUUCUUUUCUGAGACGCCUUACUUGUUCACUCUGCUCAAGCAGAUUGCAUUUCUCUGACCUGUUUAUGCAUUUGAAUUUCUUGCAUCAUAUUUGUUCUUCGGAUUUUGUUGGCUCGGAUUGUUUCGACAUUCGGUCCUUAAACCUCCAGUUCUAUCACCCAAGUGAUGAGGAAAUAAGAUGAUGAUGAUGAAAGCUGUCAAUUAGCAGCAUGCUGAGUCUAUGUAUCAUGGUGAUCAAUAAAGAAGUGAAUUUGAAGCUCAUCAAUAAAUUACUCUUC
Marchantia polymorpha subsp. ruderalis is the source of this 1161-nucleotide messenger RNA. The record is from the annotation of a GenBank genome assembly. NCBI's taxonomy places the organism in Eukaryota, Viridiplantae, Streptophyta, Marchantiopsida, Marchantiales, Marchantiaceae.